ACGCAACUGCCAAAAAUAGAAAAAAACAGUGGGGAAUUUGGGGGUAGAAACUACAGGAUGACUACAUUAUUUACGAUAAUAAUUAUUAAUAAAUAAUAAAAACCAGUUUGGUAAAGUUUAAGUUACUCAACACUUAUCUAAAUACCCGCAUUGCCACCCAUUAGUUCUUAAAGUUCAAUGGAAAUUAAUCAUUCGUUUAUGGGGUAAGAUGCAUGUGCAGAGAUUAGUCAUCUUCAGUUAACCAUUUACAAGGAGUUCCCAUGUAACUAGUCAGGGCAAAUGUACAUAGACACAGUCACUAGCGAGCACAAAAAUUGCACCCAUCCGGACCAAAAUGGUAUCUAUAAAAUGCAACUUGUAAUUAACUAGUAUCGCUAUGGUGUGUUUUGUGAUCAAAUGCUUUUAACAUCUUAUUAUGGGAGACGAGACUGACGAAGACGAUUUUUAUGACACCCUCUCUUUAGCAUCCUCCCAUAGUAAAAGGAAGCUAAACAAUAAUGAUUAUUUAGCAUUAUCACGAAACACCCUUUAUCAUUCAAUCGUAGAUUUAGAAGGCAGCAAGGAAAACAUGAUGGAAAUGUCUGAACUGCAGAAUCACAACGAUAAGGUCUCAGGCAAAAGUAUUACGACUUACAGUCAGUGGAGACAUAGGAAUUGGACGUGUAUGAUAGACUCCGAGCUAAAGGUUCAUUUCGUAUUGGCCUAUGAGAACAAAGACAAAAACGGUGCCUAUGAAAAACGACGAAUUUUCGAGGAGAAUUUACAAAAGGAAGGUUUAGUGUUAAAAAGGGACGAAACGCAAUGGAUACAUUUUUUAAAAAUCCACGUUCCUACAGCGGUGGCCAUCCGGUACGCCGAACUACUUAAACUUAGGAUGCCUAUAAAGGAUACAGAACCGUCUCCAAAAGGCCACUAUCUGAGCACACUGCUGAACAAUUGCUUUAAAAAGUUAAACGUUACGUUAGAUAAUGAUAAGUUCCCCCCCGAAAAGUAUCAACUUACAGCCGAGUUUCGAAAAGACCAAACCUAUUUAUUUGAUAUUGAAAACGAAAACUUCUUUCCCGACUCUGUUCGUAUAGCGGUUGCUUCGUACGUUUUACACGAUCAAAAGUUCGGACCGGAAGAUCAAAAUAUCGGAAUAAAGCAGCUUAUCGCGGAAGGCGUUUAUAAAGCAGCUUAUCCCUUGCACGAUGGCGAAAUUAACGACGAUACAAGCACCGUAACCGACUCGAAACGUAACCUACUGUACCACGAAUGGGCCUCGGUAUCAAAAUGGGUGAAAUUUCAACCGAUCGACGAAAUCAAAGACUAUUUCGGAGUGAAGUUCGCCCUCUACUUCACCUGGCUGGGAUUUUACACUCACAUGCUGAUUCCGGCUUCGGUAAUGGGCAUCGUUUGCCUGUUGUACGGCAUCGUAAGCUUGCGAAGUGACACGUUUAGCAGCGAUAUUUGCAAAGGGAACAUCACCAUGUGCCCGCUUUGUGAUAAAUACUGUGAUUAUUGGCAGUUGAAGGACACCUGCACGUACUCGAAGAUACAGCAUAUUAUCGACAAUAAUUUUACGGUCGCUUUUGCCAUUUUUAUGUCUGUGUGGGCGGCUGUCUAUUUGGAACUAUGGAAAAGGUACAGCGCCGAGGUCGGUCACAGAUGGGGUUUAACAGGUUUCGACUUAUUAGCCGAACGUCCCAGACCCGAAUAUCUAUUAAGACUAUCCAAAUCGAACGCAAAAGUGAAAGAAAACGUGAUAACGCACCUCAAAGAGCCCGUCGUACCAUUUUGGAGGGUCAGAGUGCCGAGCAUUAUAUUCAGUUUCAGUGUCGCCCUAUUUUGGGCUCUAAUAGCGUUAGCGGUUGUCGUCGGAGUGAUCAUUUAUCGGAUGUCUCUAGCUACGUCUGCCGCUUUGUUUCAAGAUAAGGCGAGCGUCAGGGUGUACGUGGUGCCGAUUACUAGCGGUUUGAUCAACUUGUUGUGCAUCGUUAUUUUGAAUAUGAUGUACGAACGGUUGGCCACUUGGUUGACGGAAAUUGAAAACCAACGCACUCAAACGGAGUUCGACGACAGUUUGGCCUUGAAAAUCUACAUUUUCCAGUUCGUCAAUUACUACUCGUGUAUCUUUUACAUAGCGUUUUUGAAAGGGAAAUACGUCGGUUAUCCGCUGAAGUAUAAUAAAGUUUUUGGAUAUAGGCAAGAAGAAUGUAAUCCGGGUGGUUGCUUAAUGGAACUGACCAUCCAACUGGCGAUAAUCAUGAUCGGAAAACAAGCGGUGACGAGCGUCUUAGAAAUGAUUUUGCCGGUCUGUUAUCGGAUGUUAACGACAUUUAUAAGUUCGAAACAAAAAGGUGGCGAGAACGAACGGAGACACCUAAUCGAAAGUAAUCAGAUGGCGUCCGAUUAUAAUUUAUACGACUUGGAUUCCAGCAGUUUGUUUUCUGAAUAUUUGGAAAUGGUUAUCCAAUAUGGGUUUGUCACCCUAUUUGUCACCGCUUUCCCAUUAGCACCGCUAUUCGCCCUUAUAAAUAACGUUCUCGAAAUGAGACUCGAUGCCAAAAAGUUCAUUAAAUACUAUAGACGACCGGUGCCUCAAAGAGUUAAAAAUAUCGGCGUCUGGUAUAACAUUUUAGCAGUUAUAGGAAGAAUCGCUAUAGUAUCGAACGCAAUGAUCAUAGCGUUUUCGUCGAACUUUAUACCCAAGCUGGUGUACAUGUUAAGAGUUAACCCGCAACAUACCGAGGAGGGAUUCUUAAAUUUUACCUUGGCCCAGUUUAAUACUAGCGAUUUUAAGCCAGAAAACGCCCCAAUAGAAAACUACGAUAACGUAACGGUAUGUCGUUACGCUGAUUUCCGGAAUUCAUACGACGAUCCGCAAAAGUACAAAAGACCCAUAGUGUUCUGGCACGUGUUGGCCGCCAGAUUGGCGUUCGUCGUGGUUUAUCAAAAUUUCGUCAGUUUCAUCGUGACCGUUAUCGAAUGGACCAUUCCUGACGUGAGCAAGAAACUUAACGACCGGAUCAAGAGGGAAGCAUUUAAAGUGAACGAGAUUAUUAUCAGUGAAACUAAUAGAGCCAAACGGGAGAAAGCGAGCUCGUUACGCAAACGAAAAAACAGGGAUUCCAUAACCUCUGGUUCAACGAUAUACCAUGACACCGCAAGCGAGUACGGUAACGGUUCGGGGGACAAUCCGAGAUUAACCACCUAUUAUGACAUGGACGAUAGUUAGUGUGCUGUGUUACGAAAUUCGAUACGGAUAUUUUAAGGGCGUAUUGUGCGAGUCAAAAUAUGUUUUGGGUGCUUUUUGGGACGCACGUUUAUUGGAUAAUGGAAAUCUUAUUUUGACUUCAACAAUACGCUCUUAAAAUGUGCUUACUUAAUUUUGUAACAGCCGGUAUAAUAUUCAUUCUUGCCGCUUUUAUAUAGCUUAACGACUUUUCAGAAUAAAAGGGACUAUUUAGGUUUUUUUUUCAAGGAAAAAAUAUCUAUGUACCUAAUCAUUAAGAAUGUUAAAUCUUUUAGAGUUUAUUGUGAAACUUCAUUUUUUAUAAUAGAUGGGGGAGAGUUGGACAAAACCCGUCGGUACCGGGCCAAAAGCUGACUGAAUUUGUGAGUAGCGAACGUUUCCUGCAGAUUGAAAUAUUCUCAAAUGACUUUAAGCUUGAUAUGCUAUUAUGUCAAUUUUUAUAAAUAUCCUUAAAUUUUUUAUUUUUAUGAAAAUAUUGCAUAAUACCCGGUUUUGUCCAAGUCUCGUGUCGAAACGGCCUUAAAAUGUGCCUUUAGAAGUACUUUUAAGUAAUGCAAAAACAACGUUUCUGGAUAUGUGUAUUUCUGCAUCCUAUAUAUAAAUAAGUCUUUUAAAACAGGUGUAUGGGGUAACCCAAUUGACAAAUCAUGGAAAAUAUGCAUUCAUGACACAAUUGUCUUCUUCUGGUGUUUAUCCUGUAAUAGACAAUAUUUAUCGUUUUGCAUUAGGUGUACAAAAUACGCUGCUUUUCUAGUUCUUACUGUUGUUAACAUUUCUGGUUGCUUUCCAAAUUGUUCUAGAACUGAUUCAUUGGUUACACAAUAUAUACAAUGAUGCCUCGAUAAUAGCACUUUUCAAGAGAGCUUCUACAAAAAAGAAGGAUUCUUAUUCGCAAAAUUAUAUUCAUUUUCAUGUUGCAUAGAGUCCUUAAGUUCUACAGCACUCGAAUAUUUCCGUAGAUGUUCUGUAGAUCUGUUGCCUUUUCUGGAGAUAAGAGGUGUACCAUCUAAUGUCUUUUGUGGAUGGUUUUCUAGUCCAACGAAAUUAGACUAGAAUUAAUCACAAAAUAAUUAGGGCAAGCAGUUUUGUGAACCUAAGAACACCUUGUACUUGACCUUAACUAAUAUAUGUAUCUCCGUUAUUUUUUUAAUAUACCGGGUGUUUCAGAACUAUGGGAUCAAACUUCUAGGGGUUGUUCAGUGCAACAGUAGAAUUCAUUUGAGUAUAGGAACCCAUGUUCGGAAAUGAGUCACUACGCCACUACGGCCCUAAGACGCGUUUAAAUUUAGAAAAAAUAUUAAUUACCUAAAUAAGAUCUGAUGCAUUUAUUUUUCCCUUUUUUAUAUGAUACCAUCGCAACAAUUGUUUAAAAUGUCUUACUCCAACCUCAAUACACCGAUUUAAUGAUUUCGGCGGACUACACUAAAAAUUUGAUCCUCGUUUUAAAUGAUUUCAAAUGCUGCUGUUAUUCGUCCAAUUAAGUGUAGCUCUGAUUCUACUGGAGUUUCGUAGAAUAAAUACUAAAUACAUGUCCCCAUAAGAAAAAAAUCGAGCGGCGUUAAAUCGGGUGACCUAGGAGGCCAAGAAACUGCUCGACCUCUGGCAAUCCAACGGUGCCCAAACCGCUGAGCCAAAUACUCGCGGACUUGUACAGCAAAGUGAGCCGGCGCUCCAUCAUGCUGAAACCACAUUUGCUGUCUAACGUUUAGCGGAAUAUUUUCAAGGAGUUAUGGGAGAAUUUCCUCUAAGAAACUUAGAUAAAUAGGUCCUGUUAACCGUUCCGGUAGGAGGUAUGGCCCAAUUAAAUAAUCAUCAUACGUUGACAGACCAACGAUUCUGAUGUUUUCUUGGAAAAAUUGCAUAAGGAUUUUCUUCGUCCCAAACAUGGCUAUUCCUACUAUUAAAAAUACCGUCUCUUGUCAAAGAGGCUUCAUCGGUCCCCAAAACAUAUCGUAAAAAAUUUGGUUGUGCAAUGAUGUGAUCCAGAAGCCAUCGACAAAAUUGAACUCUAGGAUGAUAAUCGGCUGCAGUCAUACUUUGGAGUUGUAGUACCCGCCAGACAGAAGCGUUACUCGUAUUUAUAUUCUUAGCGACAUCACGUGUGCUAUUUGAUGGUUCAUCGGCAACUCGCUGAAGCACCUCUUCUUCAAAUUCGACCGUUCUUACGGUUCGAGCAACACCAGUAUCAUGCAUCUGGGUCUUAAACAUGCCUGUCUCAGCGAGCAGCCGAUGAACCGCAAUAAACUUUUUGCAUUCAGCAUGCUGACGUUCGGGAUAACGUUCAUGAUACAACCGCGAUGCUGCUCGUGCAUUUCAGAUUGUUGCUCCGUAUGACAAAUGCAUAUCCGCCAAUUCUUGGUUGGUAAAGUUUUCCAUUAGCAAUAAAUGUUUAAAAAUUGUAAGCUAUAAAAUUUUUAAACAUGACAUUGAGAAUUGACGUUGAUAAGCGUUGAUUUUAAACAAUUGUUGUUAUGGUAUCAUGUACAAAAGGUAAAAAUAAAUGCAGCAGAUCCUAUUUAGGUAAUUAAUGUUUUUUAUAAAUUUUAACGCGUCUUAGGACCGUAGUGGUGUACGCAUUUCCGGACAUGGGUUCCUAUACUCAAAUGGAUUCUUCUGUUGCACUGAACAACCCCCGGAAGUAUGAUGCCAUAGUUAUGAAACACCCUGUAUUGGAUUGUCUCUAGGUCUAUUGUGCGUUCAGUAAUAAGCACUGAAAAUUUGUCAGUGUCAUUUCCUCAUCAUUUUCUUCCCACUUCAUUUUCCGAUGAAGUUAUUCAUAUCUUAUCCCAAAAUUGAGCAAUAAUGCAUUAACCUUUAUUUUAAGGCGAUUUUAGGCCUAAAAAUACACACAUCUAUGAAAUAUUUUGCAGAAAAAGGGUAAAUCACCAAUAAUUCAGCUGUAUUACUUAAAUAAACCGCAAGUUUAAGAUAACUGGUUUUAGCAAAGUUGAUACAAAAAAAAAACGAUAUUAUGAGAGUUACAUGUAAUUUCCGCAUUAAUGUAAUUGCGAAAGAAUGUAUGGUUGAACCAUUAUUGCAACUGCAUCAAAUUAAUAAUUUAAAUACCUACUUAUAUGUUAUUAGAUAUUAAAAAAAAAAACCAUGAUCAAAAUACUUUAAGGAUUUGUAUAUGGUAUUAUACAUAGUUUUAUGUACAUAUAUCGGUGUUCGGAUAAGGAUGAAAAGUGUCCGUAUUUCUGAAAGUACAGUUUUAGAAAAUUGACAAUUGUAUUUCCCUUUUAUGUAAUAAUUAAAUUUUAAAAAUAAUUAACAUAUUAUUUCACGGUCAGUAACAGAUCAACGAUAUUUUUUCAACGUUUUGACAUGUUCAGACGAAUUUACUUACAUUCGACUGGACGUGGUACAUGUUAUUGGAUCAAUGCAGAUCGUUGCAUCCUGAGUAAAUGUAAAAACGGACUCUGUUUUCAGUCCUAAAGUUUCUUUUUGAAAUAAUUAAAAAUACAAUAAAAUUGGCCCUAAAAAUGUAACUUUAAAUACAUGGUGAUCAUAGGGAAUCCUUUCUUGAAAAAAAUAGCAUGGCCUUUAUAAACCAGCGUAAAACAAGUAGUCUAUCUUGUAGAGAAAAAUAGUGUGUGUGAAAAAAUGCA
Molecule: messenger RNA, 6843 nt
Organism: Anthonomus grandis grandis
Lineage: Eukaryota; Metazoa; Arthropoda; Insecta; Coleoptera; Curculionidae
Product: anoctamin-1-like
Exons: 14
Coding region: 416-3217 (933 amino acids)
Biological process (GO): chloride transmembrane transport
Cellular component (GO): plasma membrane
Molecular function (GO): chloride channel activity; protein dimerization activity
Source: RefSeq, a predicted model, not a curated record